This is a messenger RNA of Vigna umbellata (rice bean), 1624 nucleotides long. Lineage: Eukaryota; Viridiplantae; Streptophyta; Magnoliopsida; Fabales; Fabaceae. The record is from RefSeq and is a predicted model, not a curated record.
UCUCCCGUCCCUUUUUUUCUCUCUCUCGCACGCACUGCUUAUUGAUGCUCUAAAAACUUUAUCUAUAUACGCCUCUCUGAUGCGACGGGUGCUUCCAAUUUUCCGGCAAGCUUCAAACUUUUCGUCGCCGGCUCCGAUUUAGAUUAUUUUCCGGUUGUACAGUUAGGGUUGGGGUGUGUUUGAAGAAAAGAGCAGAUUUUGAAUCUGGGUUUUUGUUGGAUGGUGGAGAAUAUGGAUAUAAAAAAGGGUCUCUGAUUGUGAUAUUGGCUGCAACUUCAAGGUUUUUGAGGUGUCGUGACCUCAACUGUGUCUGCAUUUGUCAGUAAUUUUCUGCAAUAUCAAAGAACGUGACAAAAUUGUGACUGUAACGUAAAAGCUUGGUAGUGAAAGUGGGGGAAAUGAGCAUGAGAAUGGCAGAGGAAGAAUCUAGCGAGGAGGUUCAUGUUCCGGGUGAGAUUGAUUGGCAAAUGCUUGAUAAAUCCAAGUUCUUCUUCCUUGGUGCUGCUCUUUUCUCUGGGGUUUCUGCAACCCUUUACCCUGUUGUUGUGUUGAAGACUAGGCAGCAAGUGGCACAGUCCCAAGUGUCUUGCAUCAACACUGCAUUUUCGUUGAUCAAGGGUGAGGGUUUUAGAGCAUUGUACCGUGGGUUUGGGACUUCUUUGAUGGGUACAAUCCCUGCCAGGGCUCUUUACAUGGCUGCAUUAGAGGUUACCAAAAGCAAUGUGGGCACGGCCACUGUUAGGUUUGGUCUUGGUGAACCCACUGCUUCUGCAGUUGCCAAUGCAGCUGCGGGCUUGAGUGCAGCCAUGGCAGCUCAGCUUGUGUGGACCCCUGUUGAUGUUGUGAGCCAGAGGUUGAUGGUUCAAGGCUGUUGUGAUUCUAAAAAUCCAAAGGCUUCGGCAUUUCGGUACAUCAAUGGGAUUGAUGCCUUCAGGAAGAUAUUGAGCAAUGAUGGCCUUAGGGGCUUGUAUAGGGGUUUUGGGAUCUCAAUUUUGACCUAUGCCCCUUCAAACGCAGUUUGGUGGGCUUCAUAUUCUGUUGCACAAAGGAUGGUCUGGGGUGGAGUUGGGUACUACUUGAGCAAGGGCAAUGAUAAUGCAACUAACAGUGCUUUGAGGCCUGAUACAAAAACCAUGAUGGCAGUUCAGGGAGUCAGUGCAGCAGUGGCUGGUGGCAUGUCUGCUUUGAUCACCAUGCCACUGGACACCAUCAAGACAAGACUGCAGGUCUUGGAUGGCGACGAGAACGGCCGUCGUGGACCCACCAUUAUGCAGACAGUGAGGAGUCUGGUCAGGGAAGGUGGUUGGAUGGCUUGUUACCGAGGAUUGGGUCCUAGGUGGGCAUCUAUGUCAAUGUCUGCAACAACAAUGAUAACUACUUAUGAGUUCCUCAAACGGCUCUCAGCGAAGAACCAAGAGGUUUUAACAUAAUGAAGAAUAGGUUUAUGACAGCAAAGAAAAAGGAUAAACAGAGAGAAGACGAGGUUCAUCUUUGCCUGUUUUCUUUUCUUUUCUUCUUUCUACUUGUCAUUGUUGUUUCUUCCCUUUUAGUUUACCACAAUGACUGCUUCAUCAAUGUAAGUCGUUGCAGGUUAUUACAUAAAUAAAAAGUUACUUCUAACACA